Messenger RNA from Closterium sp. Yama58-4, 588 nucleotides. The record is from the annotation of a GenBank genome assembly. NCBI's taxonomy places the organism in Eukaryota, Viridiplantae, Streptophyta, Zygnematophyceae, Desmidiales, Closteriaceae.
AUGGGGUUGCUGACACCGGAGGUACUGCGGGUUAUAGUGGUGGUAGAGUUGUGGGUGCUCCUGCUGGGGGUUCUAGCGUUGGACAGUAGCAUCGCUCUCAUCGACAGAAGAGCCUCUCACCGCAGUAGCUUCGCGACUGGGUUGUUCGGCGCGGCCGGGUUGCUGGAGCUUCGAGUACUGAUGUUGGAGGUACUGGAGCUGCUGGUGCUGGAGGUGCUAGAGCUGGAGGUGCUAGAGGUUCAGGAGCUGCUGGUGCUGGAGGUACUAGAGCUGCGUACUGGAGGUGCUAGAGCUGGAGAUACUGGAGGGCUGGAGGUACAGGAGCUGCUACUGCCGGAGGUGCUGGAGCUGGAGGUGCUGGAGGUACUGGAGCUGCUGGUGCUGGAGGUACUGGAGGUACUGGAGCUGCUGGUGCUGGAGGUGCUAGAGCUGGAGGUACUGGAGGUACGGGAGCUGCUGGUACUGGAGGUACUGGACGUGGAGGUACUAGCUGUACUGGAGCUAUUAGAGCUGGUGCUGGAGGUGCUGGAGCUGGAGGUGCUGGAGCUGCUGGCGGUACGGGUACUGUGCCGCGCCGAGCGUUCUUAG